Coregonus clupeaformis (lake whitefish) is the source of this 389-nucleotide messenger RNA. Its product is annotated as ribonuclease inhibitor-like. The coding region runs from base 39 to 389 and encodes 116 amino acids. Gene Ontology annotation, molecular function: protein binding. The record is from RefSeq and is a predicted model, not a curated record. Lineage: Eukaryota; Metazoa; Chordata; Actinopteri; Salmoniformes; Salmonidae. The transcript has 3 exons.
AAAACCUCACACUUUCUCAGUGUUCAGCACUGGCCUACAUGCUACAGAUAUCAGAGGAGGUUCUGGAUGUGUUUGACCUGAAGGUAUACAAGACAUCAGAGGAGGGUCGUAGGAGACUGCUCCCAGCUGUGAGAGGCUACAGGAAAGCUCUACUCACUGGCUGUGAACUCACAGACACAUCCUGUGAACCGUUGGCCUCAGCUCUCAGUUCAAACCCCUCACACCUGAGAGAGCUGGAUCUGAGUAACAAUGACCUGAAGGAUUCAGGAGUGAAGCUGCUCUCUAGUAUUAAUCACAUCCUGAAGGGCAGUCCCGAUACGCUGGAUCCUGUCGUCCUAGUCGCGGACGUGCUCCUCCAACGACUCGGGCGCUGCUGCUGCUCCUGCUGA